Exaiptasia diaphana is the source of this 811-nucleotide messenger RNA. Its product is annotated as alpha-L-fucosidase 1. The record is from RefSeq and is a predicted model, not a curated record. Lineage: Eukaryota; Metazoa; Cnidaria; Anthozoa; Actiniaria; Aiptasiidae. Gene Ontology annotation, molecular function: alpha-L-fucosidase activity. Gene Ontology annotation, biological process: fucose metabolic process; glycoside catabolic process. Gene Ontology annotation, cellular component: lysosome.
CGCGUGACCAACCCCCCAUGGACUUCACACUUCGGAAAAUUGGCUGUAUUUCGUUUGACUAGAACAUAARUAUGGCUAAAUAUAUGGAUGUUGCAUUACUGCUUGGUAUAUCGGAGGUCUUGGGCCUCGUAGUAAYAGUAUUUGGMUCGYCUGAUGGAUCAUUUAUUCCUGCAAAGCCUAGUAAAAGUCAAGCUCAGUGGCUGGAUUAUGAARUSGGUGCGUCGAUUCACUUUAAUAUGCAGACUUUUAAUCGACAAAUGAAACGAGAUCAUGUCGCUCCUCCAGACACGUUCAACCCAUACAACCUAUCAACAGACCAGUGGAUAGACGCGGCUGCAAGUUUUGGCGCCAAAUACGUGGUCUUGACGCUCGACCAUUUUAGCGGAUUCUUACUUUGGCCGAGUGGGACUUAUAGCUACUCUGUCAAGAACACCCGAUGGAGGGAUGGGAAGGGAAAUAUUGCUCUGGACUUUAUCAACUCAUGUAAGAAGAAAAACAUCCAGCAUGGAUAUUUUUACAGUGUAUACAGGAACUGGUUUAUGAAUGUGGAGAAUUACAGUACAAAAUAUGAAAAGGAUCAAAAACUUUAUAACGAAAUAGUUUUGGCGCAGCUUAAAGAGUUAUUAGGACAUGAUUCUGAAUAUUCCAAACCGUUUUAUUUCUGGUUCGAUUCUGGUACUGACCCCAAGACGAAUCCCGACAUUGGACCACUCGUACGCACACUCGCCAAUGAAACUAUCUGCGAUGAAUGUAAGACCAUCUCUGGUAAUCAAGGAGUACGUUGGGUUGGAAACGAGCAAGCUGUAGCACC